Messenger RNA from Portunus trituberculatus (swimming crab), 8373 nucleotides. Its product is annotated as secretin receptor-like. The record is from RefSeq and is a predicted model, not a curated record. The transcript is spliced from 14 exons. Gene Ontology annotation, cellular component: plasma membrane. Gene Ontology annotation, molecular function: peptide hormone binding; G protein-coupled peptide receptor activity. The coding region runs from base 322 to 2616 and encodes 764 amino acids. Lineage: Eukaryota; Metazoa; Arthropoda; Malacostraca; Decapoda; Portunidae. Gene Ontology annotation, biological process: adenylate cyclase-modulating G protein-coupled receptor signaling pathway; cell surface receptor signaling pathway.
UUCUGAGGAGCGUGAGAGUAAGGGAGCGUCAGUGUCUCUUCUUUUGUCUGACAUUCACUGUCUUCACUACAGUUAGAUAACUACUGUGCAGGAUGAACGUCAUUAUAAGACUGACAGGAGCUGUGAUGCCUGGCUGGGGAGUCCUUCUGAUUAAGGUCCCAUAAAUUUCUAGCUUCCCUGAUGUGGAUUUUGCGGUAAUACAAAACUCCUCCACCACCACCACCACCACCACACCACCACCACCACCACCACCACUACCGCCAUCAUCGCCUCCUCACCUCGCCCUCUCAGCUCAAAAAUUCUUCGUCUGCUUCUCUGAGGAUGCAUCAUCAGGCAGUAGCAUCAAUAUGGGUACUGGUGACCUACUCCCUUGGCAUCACCGCCCAGCUCCCUCCCUCACCAGUACCUCCCACCUCCACGCCCUCAGGCACACCUAGUCACUCUGCCUCCUCCUCUGACGCCCACUCCUCAUCCCUGGAAUCUGCAACGACCACCAUCAUGUACCACCAUUACCACGACCCCCCGGACACCGCCUCCACCGCCGCCACCGCCACCACCACCACCAUCCGCCACCGCCACCAGUUCUUCCACCUUCGCCACAACCACCACCUUGAGUCUGUGGAGGACCAGGCGGCGGUACUGGCUGAGAUGCGACACGAAUGCGAGGUGAAGAUGAAGAACGAAAGGCAAGGCAUGAGAGUGGGAAGGACAGGAGCGUUGGUCAAGUCACCCACCACCACCACCACUACUAUCCCACACACCGGCACCUUCCGCGCCUCCAGCAGCACCAACACCAACACCAACACGGCCCUAAAUGACCCCUUGCAGCCCCCAGGAUCCGUGAAAUGGGAGGAAAACGAGGAGCUUGCCGAAGGAGACGAGGCCGAGAUUGAAAACUUUGAUCGAGUCCUUGAGAACGUGAAGGAAAACGAGUCUUGGGAUGGCCACUGCCCCACGACCUUCGAUAAUAUAUACUGCUGGCCAAAGACGGCGCCAAACACCAUUGUAGCCAUCCCGUGCCCUAGUUACGUCAAGAACUUCAUGCGAGGGAGCGAAGCGACGCGAUACUGCACCUCCCAGGGCACGUGGUUCAGCCUGGAGGGAAACAAUAAGUCGUGGACCAACUACAGCCAGUGCUCCGCCACCCUGGUCGUCCCUAUUGUCGUCAACUCCACGCUAGAGAUGUGGGUUCCGGUGGUGAGGGUGGUGUCGCUGAUUGGCUACAGUGUCUCCCUCGCUACACUGCUGGUCGCCUUCUCCGUGCUGGCGUGCAUCAAACACCUGCGCUGCCCGAGGAACACUUUGCAUAUGCACCUCUUCCUCUCCUUCAUCUGCCGCGCCGUGGGAGCUUUGGCGAGGAACAAUGACAUCAGUGGCGUGACUCCUCAACAACCUCACUCAGACGGCGGGACUUGGGGGUGCCGUCUUUUCACGUCGCUCUGGCAAUACUUCAUCCUCGCCAACUAUUCGUGGAUCCUGAUGGAGGGCCUAUACCUGCACAACCUCAUCUUCCUCGCUCUCUUCACGGACAACUCGGCCAUCACACUCUACAUCGUCCUUGGCUGGGGUCUGCCGUUAAUCCUCGUGGUAGGGUGGGCGGUGGCGAGGAUGACGGCAGAAAACACCCUUUGCUGGUUCACCAACGCGAAACCCUGGCUGUUCUGGACCUUCAUAAGAGGGCCAGUAGGCGUCUCUAUCUUGGUGAGUUUCGCGCUGUUCCUCAACAUCGCGAGAGAACUGCUGCUCAAACUCAAGUCGUCCACGGCCCCGGAGACUCGCAGGUGCCGCUACAGACGGUGGGCUCGCUCCACGCUGGUGCUGGUGCCGCUGUUCGGGGUUCACUACGCGGCUCUGCUCGGCUUCACGUAUUUUAUGGGCAAGAAUUCCACCAUUGAGAUCAUCUGGCUCUUCACGGACCAGCUGUUUGCCUCUUUCCAGGGCUUCUUCGUGGCCACUCUGUACUGUUUGCUGAACGCUGAGGUCAGGUCGGAGCUACACAAGAUAUGGCAGCACUGGCAGAUGAACAACAAGUCUGACAAAAGCCUCAACUUUCAUUCCGCCUUGUCUCACUCCAGGACUUAUUUCAGCAGCCGAGGUACCGGAGCGCCGUGGAUGUGCGCCACGUCAGGGAGGAGGAAGGAGUGCGGCGUGGAGGCGAGCAAAACACCUGACGAAGUAGGAAUGUCUGUGUUGGAGAAGACGAAUGGUUCACCUGCCCAAGCCACCUGUCUCUCUGUGCUGGACGACACGCAGAACCAGGUUUCCUUCACCACGAGUCUCGCCGUGGUGGAACUGCAGCCGCCCCCAGAUUCCACCUCCGUCACUUCGCCCCUGCAGGAAGCGACUGUCCUCUGCAAUCACCAGACACCGCCCGAGGGAGGUGACAAAGCGUGCGUGCUCCUGCUCCAGCCUCUCUCCAGCGUCAACCACGGCCCGGCUGACCACGAGGACCAGGGGAUGAAGACUCACUUAGACGAUCAAGAAUGUGACUCGGUGCUCGAUAUCCCGCCGCCCUCCACGAUUAUCUACGAUGCUGGGGACUCGUGUGAGGGCUCCCCGCUGCUGCCCCAAGGGGCUUCUCCCUCCCUCCCCGCCCUGACGGAGAGUACUUUCUAAGGACUGUAAAGUAUCGCGUAAAUCUCCCUCGUGUGGUCCUCUUCCCGGUAUGUUAAUGGAGACGAACUAUAUGUAACCCUCUGUGUUGUGAUUGUGUUUAGUGUGUUAAGAAAUUAAGGAUCCCAGGAACCUCUAGUGUUCCUGCAAAUACUCUUGUUGUGCUCUCCGAUCCUCUUAACGUGACUUGAGCAGCGGUUCAGAUAGCUUAUGUGAAGGGAUGCUUUGAUAUUGAUGUUUACUCCCUUUUUUUUCUCUUGAACACUUAGUCACCUGAACGCUGCUUCACCUGAACUGUGAGAUCCGAGUACCAGACACCGCUACCUUUCCUGAUUCACCUGUACAUUGCGUCUCCAAGGUACUGACUCACGUGAACUUAUUUGCAUUUGUACUUAGAGACGUGGGAACUUCAUGGACGAAGAAAAGUGAAAGGUGAAAAGUGCCCAUCGUUCUACUGGUGUGUUGUGUGAACCAAGGAGACACGAGGGCUUUGGAUAAGAAAGUAAAAAUGUGAUUGAAAGUUGUAAUUUAACAGGACAAUGGAACUAAAGCGCAAGAUAUGUAAGGUGCAUAGUGGUUUAUUUUAUUUGUUUAUCCAUUUUUUUACCCAUCAUGUAUAAAGAAACUAACUCAAGAUCAUCAUCAAUCUGUCCUGUUCUACCAUAGAUAAGUAAACAUGGGACAGAAAGUUGAUACCUAACAAGACUCGAUUUGUGAGCCAGUAGUUUAUGAGACACAAAAUUGAUUCCUACUGUCUUUUUUUCUAACAAUGCAGAUAACUGAUAUACUGCUUUAAUCCCUUCAGUACUGAGGCGAAUUCUUACCUUGAUUUUUGGGUAUGAUUUGACGAUUUAUGUACAUUAGGAAGGGUGUAAGGAGGUCGAAAGAUUAAUGACUAGAAUCUUUACUAUUCUAAUCGCAACAUAUGGUUCUGAAGCUGUAUAAAGUCGUCAAGUAGUAACCAAAAUGAAUAUGAAAACGCGUCCUGGUGCUGAAGAGAAUAAAUAUACACAAAGAUGAGCAGUCCCUUCAACACAUCAGUACAUUAUAAGACACAAAAUGCAUCCCUACUCUGUCUUUCUCUUCUGUAUCAAUGCAAACAUUUCUUUUUUCAAUGCUUUGAAUGUAAACAAAGAUGAGCAUAAUUGUAAUGGCUUAAUCUAGUCACACGUCAUGUCAGUGCUUUCACAAAUCAAACAUUAGUCUAGUCUAACUUUUAUCAGUAACUCUUGACCGUCCGUAUCGUUGGAGGUACUGAAGCUCUGCCAGGAUGAUGAUGGAAGCGAACAUUUUGGAAUAGUGUUGGUCAGUACUCCUUGUCUCCCGCUGCUGAUAUUGUGUGUAUUAAGUGGUUCGUAUUAAGAUGAACUAGAGUAUUGUAUUGUGAACUCUUCUUCGUAAUACAGUGACUGGCAAACGGUGAAAAAAUAGAGAAAAAGAAAAAUGAAAGAAAAUGCAUAACGCCAUUCUGUAAAAGAAAAAAAAACAAGGAAAGAUCUAAACGAAUUGCUAUUUUUUUUUUUUUUAAUGGAAAGUAAAGUGAAGGAAGAGUCGUGAAAUUUAGUUUUGAUGUAAUAGAAACACUUAUCUGAGAGAUACUUUUGGUUGAAGAAAAGGAAGAAAUUAAACAAAUACUCAUACAAUAAUACCACUCCUAGAAAUAGGAAUCCAAAAGUAAUCCCAGUUUUUAUAGAUAGACAGUCAUUUUUUGCCAGCGUAACCAAUCAUGGUUUUAUAGUCCAUGUGGUAUUCAUUAUAGGGCAAAGCAAAACGUGGAUACGAACUGAGCGGUGGUGCGGAGCCAAUUACAACUUGCCUGUGCAGUGAUCAAUGCAAGUGGAUGAGUAAUGUGCAGCGCGUGUGGGUAAAGUGUUUGCGUUGCCAGGAGAUCGAUACGGAGCUGCCUAACGAGACCAUCAAUGCCUGACACUUCAGAGCAACACCCGCCCACUGACGUGACAGCCCCGGGAAUUCUGGCAGUGUUUGGGGUGGGAAGAAAACGAGGAAUCAGUGUCAGUGAUGAAAGAAAAUGGGAUUACAGGGAUAAGAUAAAGAAAUGUGAGUGAUCAAAUGAAAUGAAUGAAUGCAAGGAUUAUUUUAUGUACGUAGAAUGGUAAAUGAGGAACAACUGCAGUGCUUGUCUUAUAGAAUAGAAAGUGAAAGGAUGAGUUUAUAAUUGUGUAGUGGAAUAUGAAAAAAAAAAAAAAUGGAAGAUCAAAUGACGAAUGGUAGAAAGCAAUGUAAUACAGGAAAACUCUUGAAUGAAAACGAGGAGAACAUAUGUGAGUGAUUAGGAAAAUAAAGUAGAAAGAAAAACAACACCUGCAACAAAAAAAAAAAAACAUUAAAGAAAGAAACUAGAAAAUUAUAUAUAAGUCACCAGAAAAUAAAAUGAAUGAGAGAAAGUCAGACUAUGAACCUAAAUAAUACAUACAGUGAUUCUUUUUAACUAUAAUUGAAUCUUGGGUUUGUUUUCACUUUUUUUAACAUAUACAGUUUUCUUUCUCAUUUCCUUCAAGUAUUUAUUCUUUUUAUGAUUCUAGUACAAUUUGUAUCAUUUAUCAUUUUACUACUACUACUACUACUACUACUACUACUACUACUACUACUACUACUACUACUUGGCGUCGGUCACUCGGGUCACGGACUAAACUAUCUCGGAUCAAAAUGAAGCAGGACUCGAGAUAAGAGUUAGUGUGUGAUUCGGCGACGCUCUUCCUCAUCCAGCGCCUUCCCUUCACCCUCUCUGACUCCUUCCUACCCAAGCGUGACGGCGAAAGUUGAGUCAAGUAGCCCUUUUAUUAUUUUUUCUCCUCCCAUUUGUUUUUCCAGGUCACGAAGUUUAUUUAGUAAGUUUUUUUUAUAUGAGUUUCUUUCUUCGACUUUUUCCCCCAUACAUGUUCCUUUUUCCUCAAUUGUCGUGAAGAAUUUGUGAAGUCUGUGCGUUAUUUAUUCAUUCAUCUGUUCAUUCAUAUACGUAAGUGUAAAGAGAAACUCAGCUUUAUUCUCUAUUUCAUUCCUGGCGUAUCGAGGGUAAGAAAUUUAGUCAGUCUAUUGAACUUACUCUAAAUAUUACAAUCAAAAGGCAAGAAGGCAAGAAUUGAAAAGCUGGACCGUGUGUUGGUUCAGGUUUCAGGAGCUGCCUUCCAUGGAUCAACAAGUCUUCUGUGGCCUUAUUUAUUUUCCCUCGUGUUCUUUUUUCCCCUUCAAUACUGAGACGCAUUUUUACCUUGAGUUUUAGGUAUGAUCAGGCUAUUAGGAGGGGUCUAUGGAGGUCAAAAGAAUAAUGGCCAGUGUCUGCUAUUCUAAUCUCAACUUGUGUUUCUGAAGCUGUAUGAAAUCGCCAAAUAGUAACCGGAAUGAAUAUGGAAACACGUCCUGGUACUGAAGGGAUAAAUAGUUUCUUUUUUGAAUUUAUAAGCAGUGUUUUCUUGUUUUGUAUUUUUUUAAUUUAAUUCUCGACUUUUUUUAGUAGUAUUUCUACUCUAUUUUUUUUACAUUAUAAAAAUUUCUCCUUCUGAAUUAUUAAUCAGUAUAAUUAUUUAUUCUUUAGCUUUAUUUUAUUUGUUCUUUAUGAUUCCUUUUCUUGAAUUUGUAAUCAGUGUAACCAUUUCCACUCACCUCAUUUCCCUACGCUGUUAUAAAAAUCACUCUCUCGAAGCGUUGUUUCUGUAAGCUAACUAGCAGUCUGAAGGCGAGAUACUGUUGCAUCAAUGUAAACAGCGUAUCCUUUUCUCGGGCAAACAGUCAAUCAAAUAAGGAAGUCAGCAGGUGAGGUACUGUAGCGUCAGAUUCAUCGGUGUAGUUUUGCUCGAACUUAGUUAUUUAAUCAAACGAGGCAGUGGACACAUGAAGUACUGCAGCGUCAGUCUAAUCAAUGUAGUUGUCUUCGAAUCAAAUUAAUCAGUGAGCAGGAGAGACUUUGUAGCUCCAGUGACGUUAGGUAAUGUAAAUACAGUGUAGGUUCCUGUCAUGUGCUUCGAGGUACCAAGGAGUUUGGUACUCGAGUGGCUGCGUGACUUUCUGUUUAGGAGCGAUUUUUUUUCCUCGUCUUUCACUCUAAAUUAAGAAAAUAAGUGGACGUAGAGAGAGAGAGCUGUCUCUUCAUAAUUCUUGGCGUUGUGUCUGAAAUCUGAGUAAGAAUAGAAGCACCUACGAAUGUUAAGAUGAGUUAUGAUUUUUUUGUCAUGUUAUGUUUACGUAACUGUCGAUUAAUCCUGCACGGGACAAGAAAUUCACGUCCAUCUAUUCAAAUCCACAUUCAAUCUACAUCAGUUUAAUUAGAUCAUAGGAAGUAGAAUGAAUUUACUUACUGAUCGAUUAUAAGGAUUCUAAUGACUUUUCUCCAAUGUUUCACCUAUCAUUCAUCAUCUCUCAAACUCCAUUAAGGGAAAAAACGCUUUGUUCCCGUGAAAUUCAGUAUUCAUUUCACUUAAAGAGUCUUGCCAGAGAAAACGGGAAUCAGAAUCUCGUCAGUCCGGCAGAUGCUGAACGAACACAAAACAGAUUCCCAAAAGUUUCCCGCCGCUGCUAAUGUAAUUCUCGCCUUCACGCACGAGGCAGAAACACCUGCAGACUGUGUGCGGGCUGGCGGUGCGAGGAAGCGCGGCACAGAUGACUGGGAGGGACGAGAGUGGAGCAUAAUGACGCCUGGACCAGCUGUGGACACAUUUCCCGGCGCGGAUGUUGUAAAUUCACAUGUUGGCUGAGAAAGUUUCCGUGUCUUGGUGCUCGCCUUGCUUCCUUCUCGAGUUUGCAAAGAAAACGGGCGCGUGUAUCCAGGACACACUCAGGAAAUUCCGAGGUCGUUGUCUUGAGAUCCAGAUUUUUGGCGCUGAUUUUAUGCUAAUCGUUACGUCCAAGGAGAGAGAAGGAAGAGGAGGCGUCCGAUCCUGCUCCACACACCACAGAACACGCUGGGACACUGUGUAAUGGACCCGUUUCUCUCGUAGCUUUUGUGUUCCUGUUCCAGUAACGUGUGCGAGGAAUGGAUGGUUCGUUUAUUGCUCCACGUGAACUGUACCGCAGAUCGACUGUGUUUUAGGGGAUAUGUGUCACGUUUUACCAGUCGUAGUGUAACCAUAUCUAUGUAACGUGUGAACAUGUACAUACUGAGACAUAGUAAUAGAUAUAUUUUCAUUUGUAUCUAUUGGUAAUGUGCUAAUACGCGAGGCUCAUGAACUAACCACACCCCGUUAGUCCAUUAUCCUUCCCGGUAUGUGUCGCAGUACUGUCCAGCCAACAGGGUACUGCGUGGCGCGGCUGUGCGGGUGUCCACUGCCUCACGUGGGGCCACCAUCACACCACACACUCAUCAUGCUUAUACUUUGGCCUGUAUUCAGAAACUCUUUGCUCUCUCACCAUGAUUAUUUUCAAAGGCCACAGAAGUAAUUAGCCGAGUUUUCAAGACUAUUUCUCUGUUGGAUGUAGAUAUUUUUUGUUUAUCUGUCACUUAAACGGUAAAGCUUCCCUUAAUAACCCGUGUGACUUCAGCUAGAGUCUUUUGAAAGCAGUCGUGGUGCGUCGCAGAAGUGUUUCACCAUGUGGUAUUUGUCGCUUUCCGGAAAUAUGUGUUGUAAUUACGAAAAAAAAAAAGCAAAAAGCUCUGAACAUAUCUGGAUUCCAAAGGGCGUCUGUGUUUCCUGUUAUGAAUCAGAGAAGGAGACGUGGUGGUCCUCUCAUCCAGCCAUGCCGCGGCCACGUCAGCAUGCAUGUUUUAUGUAUGUUACGGAUGUUAUUUUUCUAAUAAAAGUAUAUCAA